ACUUUAUCUCGCUGCGAAAGCCAGUUCAAAGGUUUGUUUGACAUGUCAGAGCCAACAUGGCGUUAUAGUGUGCCUAGUUUCACGGAGUCUGCGGUCGAUUCCAUUGAAGAUCGGGCCACUGCUGACUAAUAGUGUGCACUAUCAUGGCGGAGGCAGGACAGGCGGAAUCAGAGCAGGACAUCGAAAGCAAGAUCGAAGAAACACGACAGAGGUUUAAAAGCGAGUAUGUUGAAGAGUCCCAAGACAGAUAUGACAGCAGAGACGUGGAGAGACUCUUCAAAGAUGACGCUCUGGUCGAAGGCUACCUCACGUGGAGACACUUUGUUAUGGAAGACACCUUAAAGAUGAUUGACGAGAGCUUGCAGUGGAGGAAAGAGUUUACUCUGAAUGACCUCACAGAGAGCAGUAUUCCCAGAUGGAUGUUUGAGAGCGGCGCGGUUUUCCUUCACGGAUACGACAAAGAAGGAAACAAACUCUUCUGGUUCAAAGUGAAGCUCCACAUUAAAGAUGCCAAGUCAGUAUUGGAUAAGAAGCGGUAUGUGGCGUUCUGGUUGGAGCGUUACGCCAAACGCGAGCCUGGGAUGCCGCUGACGGUCGUGUUCGACAUGUCUGAGUCUGGACUCAGUAAUAUAGACAUGGACUUUGUGAAGUAUAUCAUUAACUGCUUCAAAGUGUACUAUCCAAAGUUUCUUUCCAAAAUGAUCAUGUACGAGAUGCCUUGGAUCAUGAAUGCUGCCUGGAAGAUAGUGAAGACAUGGCUGGGCCCCGAAGCCAUCAGUAAGCUCAAGUUUGUCACCAAGAGUGACAUCCAGACAUACGUCGGCCCCGAGCACCUUCCACCGCACAUGGGAGGAACGGACCAGUUCAAAUACAGUUAUCCGCCUCUCCCGGAUGAUGACUUCCAGUCUCCAAUCUGUGAAAACGGUCCAAUCGUCAGCGAAGAUGAGAGUGACGUCAAGGAUAUUGAAUCCGAGUCCAAAGAGACUCUCGAAUCCAGUUUCAAUUCUGAGCAGUCAAUCAAACCCAAGAAGGUGAAUUUCCUUGAAGACAGUCAAAAGUCUGAUGAUCUGGACAGAGGAGAACCCGGACGACUGAGAGGAGUUAGAAAACCUACCACCACAUUCAAGGGCACGCUAUUGGACAUCAGUCCAUCAGAAGAGCUCCGAUUCGGUGCUAAAGAAUCAGAGAAGAAGUGUUUGAUCAUCCUCAACAACGUCACCAAAAACCACGUGGCCUUUAAGGUCCGGACGACGGCUCCGGAGAAGUACCGCGUGAAGCCCAGUAACAGCAGCUGUGAGCCCGGAGCCAGCGUGGACAUCGUGGUUUCACUUCACGGAGGGUUCCAGGCGUCUCCUCAGGACCGGUUUCUGGUCAUGGCAGCAGAGAUGGAGAGCAGCGGCGGAGCCGGCGUCCCAGAGCUCGCUCAGUUCUGGAAGGAGGUUUCUAAAGCCAAAGUCAUGGAGCACAGGCUGCGCUGUCACGUCCUCGAGAGCCCCAAGUCUAUUCUGAGCAGCUCGUUUGAGAGUCCGUCAGCGACGAGCAGCGACCAUCAGGACCUGCAGAGCACGCUGAUGCGUGUGAUGACGAGUAACUCGCGUCUGGAGCAGAAGCUGGACUCGUGUCUGUGGACGCAGAAGGUUCUUCUGGUCAUGGUGUCGUUUCUAUUGGCCCUCACUGCCUCGCUCUGGACGUCAUGAAGCUCACCGCUUCAGCGUCAAACACAGAGACAUUAUCACAGAGCCGUCCAAACCGACUACAAGCUAAUCAUGGGUUUUUAUCAGAUUAAACCACGCUUUAAUUUAUAAAGAUUGUGUAGAGUUCUUACAAGAUCAUGCACAUGUAAUUAAUUAACUGAUUUUAAUAUUAUAUAUAUAGUAUUUUAUAAAAGUAUGAAUGUGAACAAUAAAAAUGACACUUUUGUUAUGCA
Onychostoma macrolepis is the source of this 1927-nucleotide messenger RNA. It is a transcript of the gene mospd2, whose product is annotated as motile sperm domain containing 2. NCBI's taxonomy places the organism in Eukaryota, Metazoa, Chordata, Actinopteri, Cypriniformes, Cyprinidae. The record is from RefSeq and is a predicted model, not a curated record. The coding region runs from base 144 to 1697 and encodes 517 amino acids. The transcript has 15 exons.